ACUGGGGCUUCGAGAGGUUUUUACGGCUUCCGGAGCAGUUGGGAGUUCAACAGCGAGUUUAGAAGAUGCCGCCUAAAGGAAAAAGUGGCUCUGGAAAAGGGGGGAAAGGGGGUGCAGCUUCUGGAAGUGACAGUGCUGAUAAGAAAGCUCAGGGCCCCAAAGGUGGUGGCAAUGCAGUAAAGGUCAGACACAUUUUGUGUGAAAAGCAUGGCAAAAUCAUGGAAGCCAUGGAAAAGUUGAAGUCUGGAAUGAGAUUCAAUGAAGUAGCCACACAGUACAGUGAAGAUAAAGCCAGGCAAGGGGGCGACUUGGGCUGGAUGAGCAGAGGGUCCAUGGUGGGACCCUUUCAAGAAGCAGCGUUUGCCUUGCCUGUGAGUGGGAUGGAUAAGCCUAUAUUUACGGACCCACCAGUUAAGACAAAAUUUGGAUACCAUAUUAUUAUGGUUGAAGGGAGAAAAUAAAAUCAUACAACUGAAUAAGUU
Dipodomys spectabilis (banner-tailed kangaroo rat) is the source of this 482-nucleotide messenger RNA. RefSeq names its product peptidylprolyl cis/trans isomerase, NIMA-interacting 4 (gene Pin4). Gene Ontology annotation, molecular function: peptidyl-prolyl cis-trans isomerase activity; DNA binding. The record is from RefSeq and is a predicted model, not a curated record. Lineage: Eukaryota; Metazoa; Chordata; Mammalia; Rodentia; Heteromyidae. The coding region runs from base 66 to 461 and encodes 131 amino acids. Gene Ontology annotation, biological process: rRNA processing. The transcript is spliced from 4 exons.